Messenger RNA from Triticum aestivum (bread wheat), 1605 nucleotides. RefSeq lists its product as uncharacterized. Gene Ontology annotation, molecular function: protein binding. Lineage: Eukaryota; Viridiplantae; Streptophyta; Magnoliopsida; Poales; Poaceae. The coding region runs from base 38 to 1330 and encodes 430 amino acids. The transcript is spliced from 2 exons. The record is from RefSeq and is a predicted model, not a curated record.
UUCAUCGAACUUUUCCCCACCCGAAACCCUCGCCUCCAUGCCAACAACCACGCCGCCGCCAGCGGCACCAUCCCUGCCCGGCGAGCUUCUCGAGGAGAUCUUCCUCCGCUUCCCACCGGAUGAGCCCUCAUUCCUCAUGCGCGCCUCACUCGCAAGUAAGCUCUGGUUCGUCCUCCUCACUGGCCCUAACUUCCAGAGUCGCUACCGCGAGUUCCAUGGAUCUCCCCCCAUGUUGGGCUUCUUUUGCAAUCAGAUCGAUGGCUCCGACUUGGAGGAGGAGGAAAAACCAGUCUCACACUUCGUCCCCACCACAAAAUUCGGCUCUUGCAUAUCCAAGGAGGACUGGAUCGAGACAGACUAUGAUGUAUGGGAUUGCCGACAUGGUCAUGUUCUCUUUGGGCAAAAGGGACGGAGAUCCACGGAGUUCAUCGUUCGAAACCCGAUGACGGCCUGCUGGACGGAGGUGCACACACCUAAAAGAUACAUGGGGGGCGACAACCGUGGAGCCGCAGUGUUUUGUGCUAUGACCGGAUGUGACCACCGCCCGUGUCAUGAGGGCCCGUUCCGGAUGGCCUUUGUCUGCUUGUAUCUGGGAGUGGGCGAGGAGGAUGAUGAUUCUAUUGUAUACGCGGGUGUGUCCUUGCCACAGAUGUGCAAUUGGAGCAAUUCGUGCUCCAAAUUUCUGAGCAAGCCAUGCUCUGAACCAUGGAGCAAGCGGUGGAGCAAUUCCUCUGGUCUUCAUGUUCCAUCUGGGGCAUGGAUCGAUUCAGUCCCCCCAGUCCUCAUCGAAGACUCACUCUACUUCAUGAUUUCAUAUUAUGAUGGUGCUUGCAUAGAAGUUCUGAAGUAUGACUUGAGCUCUAAUUGCUUAUCACUGAUUGAUGGGCUGCCGGUGGAGGAUGUCUUUGCCGAUGCCACUAGACUCAUCGCCAUGGAGGACACCAAUUUGGGUCUUGCACAUGUGGAUAGGUUAACCCUCUACCUAUGGUCAAGACAAAUGGGUUACAAUGGAGUACCGUCAUGGACUCAACGAAUAGUCAUCGAUCUCAAUAACCUUCUUCCCGUUCGCAAUCCCAAUAGAAGGCUUAAACUAAUUGGAUCUGUGGAGGGCAGUGAUAUCAUUUUUGUGACCAUAGACUUUGGCAUCUAUGAGAUUAAUCUCAAGUCACUAAGGUGGAAGACAAUAACGAAGACUGAAAGUUUAUGUGCUUUGAUUCCAUACAUGAGUUUCUACAUUCCAAAAGAAAUGGAGGAAAGGCCAGCCACUCAGAUGCGUCUCACAGAUGAUGUAGGGUUGAAUAUGGGGCUGCCACUUGGGAGGUGGAGGUGACAUGGGUCUUGUGAUCAAUUCUCUUGGUGUUCAGUAGCUGUUGCAUUGCUGCUUGUUUUCUCAUCGUCUUGUUGCUUGAUAAUUUCCUUGUGUUGUUGGCAUGAGUAAGCAGGUGAACGUAGUAUUAGCUUGUAAUGAACCUCUAGUUUCUUGCAGCAGCAGCAACCAUAGUUUGGUUAGUUUGUUAUUUUAAAAACUAUACAGUUUGCUUAGUUUUUGAUGGUGACUCGUUCAUUUCAAUUAAUCUUGUGAAUUCAGUUAUUACUGCAUGUCAA